AACCGAUAGUUUUGUCAUUGGUCAUGAUGUAUAAAAAAAAACUACAUCAAUGUUUUCCCGCCAUUUUUAAAUGAUGGAAGAUCGAUAGAGCGACGACAGUGCAUGUGGUGGUAUUUACAAAAUGGCUGCAGCGUUCCAAAUUUUACAUAUGAAACCCCACUUUGGUAGAGAAAGAGUAUUUCGAGACCACACAAACCCUAGAUUUGUAUACUGAUGGAGAGAUGAUAAAGUGCUAACGAUUUCCAAGGGCCACAGAGUUGGAACUCAUUGACCGCUUUUCACCCAUAAUAGAGAGACUUAUAGACAGUCGAUGUCAAUUUCUACCAGCAUGCAGGUAUCUAGAACUAAUUGGUAGAGAUUUAAUUAGUUGUUAGACCACCUGUAAUCCAUCCUUCGUAAUUAAGGAGGCCAAAAUGGGGGGCUGUUUUGGUUUAUUAAAUAGAAGUUUCUAUACAUUACCUGGAAGAUACAAGUUUUUCUUGGACUUUACAAGACUUGAAUAUGAUAUUUAGUUUGGCCCUUUGUCAGUAGAGAAGAAUUAUGAAAGGAAAACAAAGUCAAGAUUACUGAUCUACAAAGAAUUACAAAUAGAUAUAUGUUUUUAUAAAGAUGUAGUGACAGAAACAAAAUAGAAAUGGUUUAUAAAGGAGUGUUGAGUGUCUGUACCAUUGGAAUGACCAUGUAUGAAUGAAUCCAUGUCUGAAUCAACUGAGUCCAACAAUGAAAGGUCAAAUGUAGACCCAUGUGGCUGUCUUUAAAUGGCAGCGAAGAAACCUCCAAAUGAAGAAAAUCGUGAACGCUUGUAUGUCAGUGUUGAGCAGACGGAAAGAAAGGUCAUUCCUUCGGUUCAGCUGGAAAGACGAGAAAUCAAGAUGACCUUUUCACCCUUUGACCAGUCUCUGUCAUCUGCUGUGACAGACACUGAUCAACGGAAAGAUUCAGAUGCUGAGAGAAUUGUGGGUAAAGAAUAUCCAAAGGCACUUGGUGCAGAAGGUAGCGUUGUUGUUUCCAAGGUCAUAGACAUUCAGGGACAUGGCAAGGAAAAGAAGGAAAGGUCAGAUGAUCAAAGUGAUCAAGAAAGUAAGUCAAGAUUUCCAUUUAAAAUUGAAGAUGGUCAGCAUGAAAAUGUUCUGGAAUUUUUUGAAGAGCAAGGAAAGACAUUUCAAGAGCAAGCUAAAUCAUUGGUACCAAAAGUACGAAAGGACCGUUCCACUAGUCCAAGUCAUUUACGUCAGAGUGUUGGAUUAGAUCAUUUAGAUAAUUUAGUGAAACUGAUGGAACAGUUGUCUAACCUUAAAGAUGAAAAUUCCAAAUUAAAGAAAAAAUGUGAUUAUUUGGAAAGUACAAAAACUCUUUUGCAGGCAAAGAGUGCUGUUGAAACUGAAAUUACAAUCCCAUCAGGUUAUCAUUCACUGCCAGUGAAAUCAAAACUUAAAAGAUCUCCUAAAGAAAGAUCAAGGACUUUUCGACCAAGAUGUCCAAGUGCUGAAGACAUUGAUGUAUUAGAUUCGUGUGAAUCGUUAGAAUCAUCUUCAGACACUAGUCCGAAACGUCCUAAACAUGCUCAGAUUCACAAACGUAGUUUUUCCACAGGAUCUCUUGAAAUACCAUCCGACAUUAUGGAACAAUCAGGUGAAGAUGAUAGCCAAGAAGGAAUUUAUCAUACUAAUGGGAAAAUGGAUCGGAAAAUGUCAAAGUCACCCGCAGCAAAGCGCAAGUCAAAAAUUUCUAAUUGGACCUGGAUUAAAAAAGUGUUAUCGACUAAAAAGCUUCCAGAAGAUAUUGGAUUUAGUUUUAAAUCUCUUGGAAAAAUUGGAGGGAAUGUUCGUGCAGGAAGUACCAAAGAACUGUCAGUUCCUGUGACCAGCAUAGAAAAUCGUUCUGUCGAUAGUGGUGUUGGAAGUGGUGUAGAGGCGGAUACUGGUGAAGGACAACGCAAAUCCACAGGUGAGGUCACUUUAUCUAAUGCUCAACAGGGGGGUGAAUCAGGGAGUUCUCCUACAAGUAAAUUAAAUUUUGCCGAUCUAGACUCAGAAAUUUGGAUGGGACCCCCAGAAUGGCUUGAGGAACACGAAGACGAAAUGAAUCUCGUGGACCCAGUAUCAAUUAUUGAAAAUAAGGAAGUUAUAGUUUUGAAAAGUUCUGCAGGUAAAGAAGAAAACGAAGAUAAUUUGCUGCAAGUCCCCAUUCCUAGAAGAAAGUCCAGUCCAUCUCUUCUAGAACAUGAAAGCAACAGUGAAUCAGAGGAGAAAGAUCUUGCUGAAAUGGAAGAAUAUUUAAAUUUGAGAAGAUCAUCGAGUUAUAAAGGGAGAUCAUCCACAGGGGAGGUAAUUCUUGUUCCAGAAAUACCCAAAACUCCCAAAAAAUUACAUCGAUCCAAACUCAGCAAGAUGAAGUAUAUGGUGAGUAAACACAGUGUUAAAAGAAAACUUUCUAAACGCUCCAGCGCCCAUAGCGAAGCAGAUGAUUUGAAAGUGGAAGGGUAUGAUUUUGAUGACGAGGAAGGGCCUUUGGGAAGAUCAACACCAAAAACAUCCCCACUGACGCUGAGACAAAAGUCUAUAGAUUCCAAAUUGCCAUCUACAUGGAUUUCUCAUAUGGGAACAAGUAUUGAUGUCUUGUCGUUGAUGGGUGGCAUGUCUGAUGAAUUCUCAAAGAAAAUGCAACAAUGGGAAGAUUUACAGACUAAACGAUCACCAUCAGCAGUCUUGAAAGCGGAUUCCAGUGAUGUUAGUGAUGGAGUGUUUUCAUCUGAUAGUUUUGGACCCGUUUCUCCUGAAUUUCAAAAAAAGAUGGAUGAUUGGGAAAGAUCCAAAAGCAUUAAAUCCACCUCAUCCAAGAAAUUGUUUCUGGAAGAAAAAUCGGAAACUGAUCUCCCUGUGUCACGUGAUGUGUCGCCUGAUGGGACCUCAACUCCACUUGAGAUCUCAUUACAAUCAAUCAACGUAGAUGACAUGCAAAAAAAGUUGACGGAUAGUUUUUCCCGAAAAAUGGAAGAAUGGGAAAGGCGGAAAUAUCGGAAGGAUGGUACCAGUCCAACACUUGAUCGUAAAGAUAGUGGAGGAAGACUGAUAAAAAAAGAAGAUCGCCAAAAAUCCAGGAAGACCAAAGUUGAGAAAGACAGAGAAAAACUUGGCAAAAUGAGAGGAAGAGAAAUGAGACGUGUGGAAAUAGAACAACAAAAAUUAGAAAAAGAAAAAAUGAAAAUUGAAAAAGAGCGAUUAAGAGCUUUGGAAAGGGAGGCUAGAAUAGAAAAAAUGAAAGGUCGUUUGAGUCAACCUGACAUGGAUGCCAAGGUCAAAAGCCCAAUUUUAGCUCCCCUUGCAGAAUACAAAGUGACUACUGACUUUGCUAGAAAAUUACAUGAAUGGGAAAUGCGUAAAGGUAUUUCUUCAGUCUCUAUGGCAACAUAUUAUGAAUCACAGCUUCGACAUGCAGAUUAUUUACAGCAAGCAGACUAUUCUGGACAGAAGGAUAGUGAUGAUGAACUGUCAUGGAAUGAACCUAAGAAGGUCAAAGGUCAGAAACCACCACCUUUGACCUUACAGCCUUGUAUAGAUUCCCCAGAGGAGACCUCGCCUGGUGCUAGGUCAUCAGAUGCAAGUUUUGAUGAUAAUACGUCCAUUACUAUGGAGAGUAUGACAGAAAACAAUAUUAAAAGUUUGGAGGCAGCCAAUGUAUCAUUAGUAGAAGAACUCCAUGCCAAAGAACUAGAAUAUGAAGCUCUGCAAGAAGAAGUCCAAGAUCUCAAUGAAAAAGUUAAUAGUGCUAGAGUUCAACAUUCCAAAGAAAUAGACCAAUAUAAGAAAGAAAUUCUUGCAGGUGGAACCACUGCCCAGGUGCCAAAAUUAACACAAGAAAUGAGUAGCAAACUUGCAGAGCUUGAAUCUAAAAUCCAUGAGCUCCAGAGUUUUGGUGACAACUUGGCUCAAAAAAUGGAAAGUGCUGCCAUGUGUAAAUGGCAGAGUAUAGAAGGAGAAGAAAAGGUCACAACACGUUUGGUAGAACUUUUAGAAAAAAUGAGAUUGAUGUUGUAUAAAGCUUCACAAACAGAGGAAUUAACACAGAAAUCAUCAGCACUUUAUACUUUUGAAAAGUUGUACAGCCAAGCCAUGCAGUUACAGGUUCAGUUAACAAACCUUCGUUUGAGUCAACUUGAAAGAAACAAAGAAAUAGUGUCAAUGAAGCGUCAGUUGUUGCUACAGGAAGCUAACAAUCUGCUGUUACAAGCAGAUAUUGCUAGGCGUGAGACGGAACUCAACUGGCAUAAACAACAUGCUAGAAAAGGUGCACCAAUCAAAAGGUGGAAUACAUAUGGAGGAAUGGAAAGCAGAGUUGUCGAAGGCCAAGAAGCUGAAUGUAUUCCACCUUACAAAAGAUUUGCCAAAGGCAGGAAAGAGCCAACCCAACCAACUAUAGAAUCAGAGGAUGUAAUGGAUACACCAGACUCAGAUGAUCAACUUAAAGAAUCUUUAGAUUUUCAAUCAGUUGAACCCCCCGAAUCUCCAAUAGAAAUCCAACAUAAAAGUUGUAUUUAUUUACCGAUGCGACAAAAGCAAAAAAGACAUAAAGCACAAUUACAUAAAGAAUUAUCUUUGGAAAUUCCGUUUAUAGAUCAAGAACAGGAAGAUGCUAUUCGUGUCCUUCCUGAUAACGCUAGGGAUAGACAAGUUAUGAAAGGAGAGAAAGGCGUGGAAAUAUCGUUGACAAUUAAAUUACCCACUGCAAACAUCAAUCUACCUCGUGAUAUUUCACAACAGGAGUUAAAUGUGCCAAGAAGUACUCGGCAGGAGGACAGUGACGAUUCUAGUAGGAGAUUUGAAUCUGAACCUAAAGUUCACAAAUCAGAAGCCAAAUUUCCAGAACUUCUUAUUCCCCGAUCUAAAUCAAAAGGAAAAUUGGAAAAAGAAAAUAGUAUGGAACUGUCUGAACUAGAGCUUCAGAUUCAUGCAGCAAACGAAAGAAGGGAUGAAACUAAAGUCAAACGUGAAAGUGAUAUAUCUGUUGGUAGCGAUAGUGUUUUUGUUGAGGGCACACCAACAGAGUAUAAAAGAAUGAUGAUUCCUGUCAGAGUUACAAAACUUUCUGAUGAUCGACCUUCACAUGAGGCUUCUCAUCAGGAAAUACAUAGGGAAACAAUUACGCUGUUACCUAAACUAACAAAACAUUCUGAUGAUCAGCCUUCCCAUGAUGCUCAUCAGGAAAUACAUAGGGAAACCAUUACAUUGUCGCCUAAAUUGUGUCAUAGAACAUUACAAAGGACAACUCCUACAUCUCCGAGGAACACUGCACCAGUUUCUGAUAAAACUUUUAAUUGGCCAAAGGUCAGAACUGUCUCAUAUACAGGACAUAGAAUCAAACCAGCUGAUGAACUUUUGGAAGAAAGUAAACGAUACAGGAAGGGUCAUUCCGCUUAUAUGAGUAGAAUCCUUCAAAAAUAUAAGACGGAUGAAUCAAGGAAAUUUUUGAUGGAAAGACAGAAAAGUCAUGAUAAGGAAAAUAUUGCUGAAGGCUAUGUCCAGGCAAUAGUGAAGCGAUUAUCUCGUGAAGGUACGCCAGAUAUACUAGUCACAGGGGAUUCUACUCCUAAACAUUAUGUCUCAUAUCGUUCAGACUCGCCCCAGGGAAGAUCAGAAUUUGUUCAACAAAUUGUGAAAAAACUAUCUUCUCCUGCCGACCAAACCCCCCAAACAAAAUCACAAUCAUCUCCAUUGAAAGAUGUCACAAAUGGAAUUCCUAAAAAAGUGAAAAAAUUAGCCGAAGCGUUUGACAGUGGUAGUGCUCGGAAUACACCAGAACGUGCUUUAUCUGAUUCAGAAUCUCCUCAUAAAUCACAUAUAGUGACUUCUAAAUCCAAAGAUAGAACUUCUCAAAGUGUAUCAUACGAUUCAUCUUCAUCCACAUCCACAUUGACUAGUAUCACCGGUGCCACAGAAAUAACUUAUCAUCCGGAAACUUCUGUUAGUUCUUCAAUAAAUUAUUCCUCCAUGCCUCUUCUGACUGUACAGGAAGAGGACCCCACUGAUCUCCAGCAAUCUUACAGGGAAAGGGCAGCAACUACUACAACUUGUGAUUCUGCUGCAGAUCAGGGGGUCAAAAGUCCAAUGGAGAAACAAGAAGUGCUUGUGACCAUUCAACCUUGGAAUAAAAGUACAUCUCAGAAAAUUUUCCAUCAUCAUGAGGGUUCACCUUCAACAUCUCAAGCAUCAAGCUCAAAACAUUCAACAGAAGUUAAACUUCAUAUCGGACAAAAACCUGGUAAAGUGAAAAAAGAGACCAUUGGGGCUCUUUGUCAACAAAGUAUGCUAUCAUUUGACCUUGGUUUGUCCUUGCAAGCCUCAGAACAAAUUCAAGGCAGAAAGGAUAGUGAGGCAGAUUCAGGCUACUCAGGAAAAAGUCCAAGACCAUUAUCCUCAGGAUCUGAAGGUGAACCUUCGUCAUCGUCAGAAGAAAAACGCAAAUCAAAAUCCAAAUUUUUUGAAGUACAUUGGUUUCACAAACCUAAAAAAUUCUUUAAAGUUUCGAAGUGCUGAUGGUUUAUUUGGUUAACUGCUUUACUGAUAGAAAUGAUAGAUUUCAUUCUGAAGAUAGAAAUGAUAGAUUUCAUUCUGAAGAGUUUGGAUUUGUUCUUGAUCUCUGUCACUGAAUUAAUUUAUAAUUUCUGUCUAGCUUACUUUGCACCUUUCGAUAACCACUGUCAGUGUGGCAUCUUGAUUAAAAGUUACAUUUUGAUAGCAAUUAUUUUCGCUAGCUUUUAAUUUUAGCUCUUUAUUUUAAGCAAAGUUUUGACAUUUAAAUUGAUGCCUGAUUUUUUUAAAUCCUUGUGAUACUCAACUUCUUAACACUGCAAGGGAGAACCCUCUCCAAUGUCUUGAACAUGCAUUAAAUAUUUGUCACUGGACAUAAAGCAAGCAACCAACAAUUAAUCAAACCUCUCCAAGGUCAAAAGCAAAGUGUGUAUUUUUCUGCUACAGUGUAUUUCUAAUGAAUGGUCUUUUAUAGAACUUAUUUGAAAUGCAAAAAUUCUGUGAUGAUAUUUAAGGCAAAACGAAAUGAAAGUAGUACAUUUUAUUGGAAAAAAAUUAUCUUAGACUGUAAGUCAUAAAGACAGAGGGGCCUCCUUGCAGUUGAAGGAAGAUUUCAAUUAGGUCAAUAUUCGUUGCAAUUUUAGUGCUGUUAUUAUCUAUGUUGUUAGUUGAGCUGUUUGUUGUUUGUUUGACAUUUUAUAGUUGAUCUUUUAAGCUUUUAAAGACUCUAAUUUAUGUAGUUACUUCUCUAGGUUUGUCUUUGUACACUGUAGGUUACUUUUUAAAAUUAUUUUUGAAUCAAACGAGGAGAAAAUCAGCUACUGUGAAAAAUGAUGUGAUGGCAGUGAAACUUGGAGAUUCAUCUUAUUUAUUUUUCUGUGGAACCUGUGUUAGUGCCAUAUGAACUGAUAUAAACUGCUUAAUGUAUCUUCUGAACAAAACCAAGAAAUAUUUAUUAUUGAAUACAAUACUCGAUUUCUCAACAGAACAUGUGGUAUUUUCAUAAUCAAUUGAAUGUUUAUAGUUAAAACAUUUCUAUAUUCAUGUAUUUAAUCUUAAUCAUUAUAACUCUCUAAGAACAUUUUUUUAAAGUGAUUAAUUCUUUAUAUUUUUCUUAUAUUCUUGCCAAAAAAAAAGCAUUUAUUUAUUAAAUAUUACAUUGUAUUAAAAUUAUAUUGAAAUAAAAUAACUUUUAUUUAAUAGAAUCAUCAUUUUUAUCUAAACCAAAGAAUGAUAUUUAUAUUUAAACGAUAAAAGCAAGACUGUGAUUAGAUAUAUUAUGAAAUGUUGUCAUGACAAUGUUAUUUCUCUGGUCCAAUCAAUGUGGAUCUUACUUUGUAAUUCAUGGUGCUACAAAUGUUUUAAUAUUGUCUACAGAAGAGUGAUCAUAUCAUAUUGAAUAUAAAUUAAAAUAUAAGAAUUUA
This is a messenger RNA of Mytilus trossulus (common blue mussel), 7951 nucleotides long. RefSeq lists its product as uncharacterized. The coding region runs from base 759 to 6533 and encodes 1924 amino acids. Lineage: Eukaryota; Metazoa; Mollusca; Bivalvia; Mytilida; Mytilidae. The record is from RefSeq and is a predicted model, not a curated record. The transcript has 19 exons.